This is a messenger RNA of Aethina tumida (small hive beetle), 2445 nucleotides long. Its product is annotated as peroxidase. Gene Ontology annotation, molecular function: peroxidase activity; heme binding. The record is from RefSeq and is a predicted model, not a curated record. Gene Ontology annotation, biological process: response to oxidative stress. Lineage: Eukaryota; Metazoa; Arthropoda; Insecta; Coleoptera; Nitidulidae. The transcript has 11 exons. Bases 158 to 2263 code for a protein of 701 amino acids.
GUGGUACUUUCUCUCAUCACGAUUGCAAGUUAUAAGACCGCACUACCUGAAGUGGAGCUUUCCAGUCGCUAUUCUGUCGUGUGUUGUGUUUAGACGCCGAUCCAGGAUAACCUGUGGAUUAUACAUCGGCGAAUUUUAAUAUAAAUUCAGUGAAACUAUGACUAGAGCAGUACGCUUGUCGGGCUUGCUGCUCCUGCAGAUAUUCUUCGCAUCCGCAGGCGGACCCUCGGCCUACAACAUCUUUUUACAACACGCUAAUCCAUUGCACUAUGGUCAAAGAGGUUUUGGUAGACCUUUCGAUUCCAAAUUUAGUCAGUUUGGACAGUCGUUUCCGGAACAGUCAUUUGGAUUUGGAAACGCGGCGGAAAGCAACCUAUUAUAUCCAGGUGCACAAACUAGUCCAGUAACACAAUCACCUCUACAAACUACCACACAGGAUCCGCGUACUUUGGGAUGCGGUACACCUCCAGCCAGUUGCGUCAAGUCUAGAUACAGAUCCUACGAGGGUACCUGUAACAACUUGAGAAAUCCUGUGUUGGGUAGUCCACAAACUCCGUAUACCAGAUUGCUACCUCAGAACUAUGGAGAUGGAAUUAUGAAUCCAACAGUAGCUAAAAGUGGAAAUCAAUUACCUGGUGCUCGUCAGCUGUCGCUGAUUUUAUACCCAGAUGUGCCAGUAGAAGAUCCAAUUUGGACUCUAAACGCCAUGCAAUAUGGUCAAAUCAUAACCCACGAUAUGAGUAUGAUUGCCGGCUCCACUCAAGCUCAACCUCAUCAAACAAGAUGUUGCACCGACGACGGACAACUUUUGGAGUUGGCCAACAUUCCAGAGCAUUGUUUCCCCAUUGUUUUGCCCAACGAUGACCCCAUUACGCUUCAAACAAACCGAAAAUGUAUGAAUUUCGUAAGAACAAUCACAGAUCGUGACCGUAACUGCGUAGGAGGUCAAACUCCAGCCGAACAACUGACGAAUGUAAAUCACUUCUUGGACCUUUCAAUUGUGUACGGAAAUACUCAACAAGUUGCACAACAAUUGAGACAAUUUCAAGGAGGAAGAUUGAUUGUGGAAACUAGAAACAAUCAAGAUUGGCCUCCGAGAGCCACAAACGCUUCAGGCACUUGCAGCAUUCAAAGUCAGACUGAAGCUUGCUAUUUAGCUGGUGACACUCGUGUAAACCAAAACCCCCAGUUAACUCUCUUGCAGAUUGUGUUGUUGAGAGAACACAACAGAAUUGCCGAUACCCUGGCUUCAUUGAAUCCUCACUGGGACGAUGAAACUGUUUUUCAAGAAGCUAGGAGAAUUAAUAUUGCCCAACAUCAACACAUCACUUAUUAUGAGUGGUUGCCAAUUUUCAUUGGCGCUGAAAACUCAUUGAAAAACAGAAUAUUAUACCAGACCAAAGAUUUUGUUAAUGAUUACGAUGAAAGUGUCGAUCCUACCAUAUUAAACGAACACGCAACUGCUGCUUUCAGAUAUUUCCAUUCCUUGAUUGCUGGUAAAUUAGAUUUAAUAACAGAGAAGAGAAACAGUUAUGGCAAUUUGCGAUUAAGUGAUUGGUUAAACAGGCCCGCCAUUCUAGAGGAGGGAAAUAACUUCGAUGAAUUAAGUAGAGGUUUGGCCACACAACCAGAACUGGCCUCAGAUCCCUACCACGAUAGUGAAAUCACACAAUUUUUGUUCAGAGGCAACGACGCUCUCGGAUCUGAUCUCAAAGCUUUCGAUAUUCAAAGAAAUCGUGACCAUGGUUUGGCUAGUUAUAACGACUACCGUCAAUUCUGUGGACUCAGGAAGGCACAUAACUUCCACGACUUAUUGGAUGUGAUUCGACAAGAGCAUGUUGAAAAACUGUCGCAGUUGUAUGAAUCAGUAGAUGAUAUUGAUUUAACUGUGGGAGGCUCUUUGGAAGUACACGUUCCUGGAACCCUGGCUGGACCAACAUUCCUAUGUAUUUUAACAGAACAAUUCUAUAGGACUAGAGUUGGUGAUAGGUUUUGGUAUGAAAAUGGUGGAGAGACUGGAUUCACAUUAGAACAACUAAAUGAAAUUAGAAAAUCCAGUAUAUCAAGACUUCUUUGCGAUAACUCUGUAGGUGUAAAAGCUAUGCAACCAAGAGGAUUUGAAAGAAUUUCACAUUCAAACGAUGUAGUUCUUUGUGAAAAUCUUCCUUCUGUUGACCUCUCCCUGUGGAAAGAUAUUAAUGGAGGACCUCAUCCUUCCAGUUCCAGUUAUCAAGAGGAAUAUCCCUUUUAUUUUAAAAAAUAGAUCUAAAGUUUAUGAUUCAAUAUUGAUAUUGUUUUAGACCUCGAAGUCUCUAAGACCAAAUAGUAUUGUGCCUAAAUGUUUUCAGAGUACAUAUUUAUUUUUUAUUAAGUAUAUUAGUUAUUGAUACUAGUAAAUAAGAUAAGUAAAUGUAUAUAUUAGAAAUAAAUAUAAUUUUUAUACAG